AACCUGAAGUGCUGUAGUCAGUGAAGUCCUGUUCUUUUCUCGCUGCCAGCUGUGGACGGAGGCGGAGGAGUUCUAGGGUAAAUUAGCUACGAACCCUGGACGAUGUGCUAAAUGGAGGAAUACAAUGGUCGUUUGGCUCCUCAAGCUGGGUGUUAACAGAUACCUUCAAACGUUCAAGCUUCUCUUUCCAGUUAUAAUUUGAAGGAUUUGUUAAUUAUUACACUGACUGCUUUUUUUGGUCGUUACGCUAACCAGCCACAUGUGGCAGGUGUGGCACAUAGCCUACUUCAUAAGCCCUAUCCAAGUAGGCCUAUUCCAUUGAAAACCCACAGGAUUAAACUUUAUGUUGAACUUGUUUGUCACACAACCGCAUUGCUUAUGCCAAAUAUAACCUUUUUAUUGGUAACAAGAAUUGAUGUCACACAGCCUGUCUUUACGGUCUAUAAUGGAUGAACUUGAUAAAGACUUUCUAGUUGCGUUAAGUUUUUUGGACGAUGACGACUUGGAUUUGUAUCAAUCUCUUUCUGCGCUCUCCGUGUCCCAGCCAACUUUCCCCACGGCGCCUCCAAUCAGUGCUGGCCCUCAGGACCAUUUUUAUGAGACGCUAGAUGGCGCAACAGCUACUGCCCCUGCUCCAGAACCGUACUAUGAAGUGCUGCAUGGGCUCGAGGAUUACACAGACACAGAGCAGGUGCCCACGAGAGAGGCAUUCAUUGCCGCACCUGGGGCUGCCAUGCCGCCCCCGGUGCCUCCACGGAGAAGGUUUCUGAGUGUUCAACAACGGACCGAGAGACCGCACUCCUGUGAUUUUUCGAGGAAAAUCGUACGAACCGCCACAUCUGUCGACUCGAGGGACGUUGCAGACGACAACUGGACUAUCAGACUAAUUGAUAGCCCUCAGGGGAGCAAUAUUCGAAUAUCCUGUCUGUGUGCCUCAACAACAAGGCUAAUGUGCCGAUACCCCCACAACAACCCUGACUAUAACACCGGUUUGGUGUGGGGCAGAGUGUUCCCUCUUCACACGUCUCUUUUGGAGACAGCUGAGUUAACCUUCAACGUAUCCACGCCGUGGUUCUCACAACUACCGGUUCCCACUCCGUUAAACAGGACAGUGCUGGACUUUAUUCAGGAGAUUUGCAUUUUGUUGGACAAGCCGCCCAGUGCCGGUGAACAGUGCCUCAUGAAGCUCUGUGACUCUGAGGAGUACCUGAGAAAUGAUGAGAUUCUAGGACAGUGCGAGAGCAUUCAGAAGUAUCACAAGUUCUCUUUGGACAUGCCUGUGAGAAUUGUGCAACAUAGCAAUGUGGCAAAUCGACUGUGCAGAGAUGAGGAAGAUGACAACCAACCAUUUCAUUUAAAUAAUCUCUUGCGGUCUGCGAGUGUCUUCAACACAUCACGGGUGGUUCUACAGCAGAAGCUGCGUUGCUACAAAGACGAGGUGAACCAGCUCUUGAGAACUCAGUCUGGGGACAAUGUAAACCAGAUAGUAACAGAGGUGCGGACCAUCUGUAAUCUACUGUCCGGCAUUUCCACUGUACAACUGGAGGAGGCCAUAGGCACUGUCAAGAGAAUAACGCCCAAGAUGCUGAGCCCGCCAGAGAUGAGUGACAUAGAGACAGGUGUGGUGAUCCUGCACCAAGCUCUGGAGAAAUUUCUCUACAUCUUCUUUGACAACUUCCACUCAGACUUCCGAGUUGAGGACGCGAAUCACAUUCUCCCCAAGGCUGACGUCGGCCUCAACACGGGUACUCUGCAGUUCAACCUCGCCGCCCUCUACAAACUAGAACACAACUGGCUCACCAGUCUGGAUUUGUUUAGCCUGUCGUGCUCCCUGACGUACGGAGGCAAGAACCUCUGUGAGCCGGUGGUAUCUGAGAACAUCAGCACCGCUCUUUCCAUAGGCAACAAGCUCCGCUGCAACAGAAUGGUGGUAUUUCCGGUCCAAGUCCGAGAUCUUCCCUAUGAAUCCAUGCUGACGUUCCGUCUGUUUGGGUCCAAACAGGGCAAAUCCCAAGAGCUUCUGCGCUGGGCAGUCCUACCCCUCUACACUAACAGGACUCUGGUCUGCGGCACCACGCUGCUCAGCAUGUCCAUGCUGGUGGAGGUCAGCACGCCUCCGUCGCCGGCCCUGUCGGACAACCACCGCCAGCCCAGCGGGGUCAUCCUGCAGGUGGAGUUCCCAGAGCUGAAACAUUGGACAUAUGACAGACCUGUUGCUCUGCCCGGGUCAGUGUUGUUCACAGAACCUUGUUUGGAGCUCAAAAAAAGAAUUGUAGAGGUUUCCCAGAAUCAUUGCUUUCAUCUCCUGACAGAGAACGAGCGAGCCCUGCUGUGGUCCAAGCGCCACUCCUGCAGUGAGCAGAACAGCCUGCUGCACCUAGUGCUGGGUGGCGCCCCCCAGUGGCGACCGCAGGACCUUACGGAGAUUUACACCAUCCUGGAGCACUGGAACCUGCAGUCCUCAGAGGAGGCUCUCUUCCUGCUCAGUGACAGUUUUCAAGACCAGACUGUCCGGAUGGCCGCUGUGCAAUACUUUGAGCAUGUAUCAGACGGGGAGCUGGAGGAGUUUUUGCCACAGCUGGUGCAGGCUCUAAAGAUGGAGUGGGAGCUGGAUGGGCCUCUGGUGACACUGCUGCUGAAGCGCUCCCUAUGCAACGUGCGCAUCGCUCAACAGCUGUACUGGCUGCUGAUGGACGCUCAGGAGGAUGCGCACUACCGCAGCUGGCUCAGCAAGGUGAUGGCGGCGCUGAGGCACUGCUGCGGCCGCGUCCUGAGGGUGGAGCUGGAACGAGAGAGCCAGCUGCUCGGACUGCUUGUCCAGCUGGCCGACAAGAUUCGAGCCACCGACAAGGCCAGGAGGAAGGAUGUUUUGAACAGCGGCAAGUGGAAAAUCGAUAAGUUCUUUAAAGGAGGGGUGUCCUGUCGGUUACCACUAGACCCUGCCAUCAUGGUAACGGGGGUGGACAUGGAUGCCUGUAAGUUCUACAACUCCAACACUGCGCCUCUAGAUGUGUCCUUCUUCACCGUUGAACCUCUUGGCAAAAAUGUCCACGUCAUCUGCAAGACUGGAGAUAACCUGCGGCAGGACAUGCUGGUGCUGCAGAUCGUGCGUGUGAUGAACAGGGUGUGGCUGCAGGAGGGGCUGGACAUGCGCAUGGUCACGUACAGGUGCCUCUCCACAGGCAAAAACCAGGGGCUGGUGGAGGUUGUGCCAGAUGCAGUGACCUUGGCCAAGAUCCACCUGGAGUUUGGUCUCGGGGGCGUGCUGAGGGAAGACUCCCUGGAAAAAUGGUUCCAUAUGAGGAACAAAACAUGGGAAAACUAUGAGGAGGCCGUUAUGAACUUCCUGCACUCCUGCGCGGGCUGGUGCGUGGCGACAUUCGUACUGGGCAUCUGUGAUCGCCAUAAUGACAACAUCAUGCUCAAACACAGCGGCCACAUGUUCCACAUCGACUUUGGCAAGAUCAUGGGCAACGCCCAGAAGUUCGCCUCCAUUAAAAGGGACCGGACCCCAUUCAUCUUCUCUUCAGAGAUGCAGCACUUUAUUACAGGAGGGGGGGAGAAUCCGCAGCGAUUCCAUCGGUUUGUGGAGCUAUGCUGUACAGCGUAUAAUGGACUGCGAAGACGUAGUGUCCUGGUGCUAAGCCUGCUACAGCUGAUGCUGGGUGCAGGCAUGCCCGAGAUGAAGGAUGUACAGGACCUGCAGUAUGUGCACAGCAACCUCAGACCUCAUGAUUCUGAGCUGGAGGCCACAGCGUACUUCACACAGAAGAUUAAGGAAAGCAUGGGGAGUUUCCCGGUCAAGCUCAACUUCCUCAUCCAUAACAUGGUCCAGAUUCCAGCCAAGAAGACCACAUUGCCCUCGGCCCCUGUGCAGGCGUCCUCUCCCAGCACAAACAUCCAAGAGGUCGUCAUCCAGAAGUCCCGGGUGAAAGGAAAAGAUGUGACCUUUGAAGUAAGAGUGACCAUUGAUGAUGGGUUCCUCAUCAGUGAAAAAACCUUUGGACAAUUUGAGCUAAUUCACAAAAAGCUGCAGAAGCACUUUAUAGAGUCUGCUCUUCCACAAUUCCCCCGGUGGUUUAAUAUGUCUUUUACAGCAAACAGAAAAAUGACUCUGCUCAACAAAUAUCUGAAGGAGCUGUUCGAGGGUCCAUGCAAAGGUAAUGAGUUUGUCUGCAGCCUGUUCCUGGAUGGACCGGCUACAACGAUGAAAGAUCCAACUGGUCCAUCCAAACCCCAGAUUCAGCUCCUCAUGUCUUACAAAGACUUGAAACUCUCGGUCAUGGUCAAGCACCUAAAGAACAUUAGAUUGCCAAAUGGCUCGUGUCCUGAUGCCUAUGUGGUCACUCGCCUCAGACCAGACCAGCACAACACUUCAAAGAAAAAGACCAAAGUGGUGAAAAACAACGACAACCCAACAUUCAACGAACUGAUUGAGUACAGAAAUAUCCUGAGUCUCCACGAUCGUGUGCUGGAGGUGACGGUCAAGAGCAAGAAGAACUUUGUGGCGGCGACCAACAUCUUCCUGGGAGAGAGAAAGAUGGACGUUGAGGAGUGGUACCCGCUUGGACACAGUCCCAUUUAAAAAAAAAAAAAAAAAAAAAAAACCUCACUGGAGUGUGUUUUAGCCGUGCGGCCACCAGAUGGCAGUCCACACCUCUGGUAAAGUGGCACGUGAAAAUGCCUGCACAUUCAUUUUGUAGCCAGGCAGACAGACUGACUAGGCUGGAUGGAGUUGUUACAGAAGAAGCAUCUCCAUGGGAGAGAACUGUUUACAGGAGUCAUCUGUUCAUAUUUAACUGCUGUGUGAACAUCCAGGAGAAAUAUGUAGCACUUGAGUACAUUUAAUGGCUACAUGUAAAGCGUAGAGAGACGUAUGAUGUGUAUAUAUUAUGAAAGUAUUUUUUUUGUGGUUUUAACACUAUAUUGUGCAAACUCCAGGUCAUCAUCAUAGCUGAAUACUAGGAGCAUUUAUAAAACAUAAUAUAGCUUUUUUCCUCAGACAGAGAACUGGCUCCGUUCAAAGCAUUUCGACCAAACAAAACACGGUUCGAAACAUGGCACUUUGGUUUGGUGUUUUUUUCCUGUGAACCAGAGUGGUCGUGUCAUUCUGCCCUUCAGAGGGGAGAAAGCUAAAAGCAUAAGUUUUCCGUUCAUAUCAACUGUUGUCAUGAGUAAACUAAAGGGCAAUUGCGCGCAAAACAAUCACGUCCAUAAGGCCAACACAAUGCCAUUGUAUUUAGUUGCCGUUAUGGACGUGACAGUUUUGCGUGGAAUUGCCCAAAACUAGUCAACUGACAUUACACUGCAGACGUUGACUGGCAUUUUCCUGCUGUUUUUACGGGGCUACUGUUCAUAUCAUUCUCCCGUUUAUGCAUAUCAUUAACUUUUGUUUUGCAUGCAACACCCAUUGUUGAUGACGCACUCUUGGUUCGGUGGAAACUGGUGGAAAUGCAGGCUGAUUCACUAAAUAGCACCAAGGUUCAAAGAAUUCUGAACCUCUUUGUGGUUCCUGCCCUGUGUGAAGAACUCUUUGUGGUUCCUGCUCUGUGUGAAGAACUCGGAGUGGUUUGUGGUUCCUGCUCCGGGUGUUGAAUAGAUGCCUUUUAACUGCAUGGUGGCUUUUGAAAUGGCAUGUCCUGCGUCAGCACACACACACACACACACACACACACACACACAUUCCCUACAGGCCCCACAGCUGGCCCUAAAUCUGCUCCCUCGUGUCACAGCGUCAGCCACUGGUGCCAUUUACAAAGAGCAGGGGGACAGAGAGCAGUCCCUGUGGUCAGCUCUCCUACACAGCCUCAGCCUAUUAUCGAAAUAUCCCGACAUGCCGCCACUAGGCUCCGGAUCAUUAUGAAGGAUUAGACUAAUGAUGUAGCCACUGUGUGUGUGUUGUUUUAAUUGUAUGCGUGUGUAUUAUUUAACAUGCUAUUUAUAUCACCACUGUGCCUUUUCCCUUCAUGUGAACUGAAAACCUGCAAUGACUGUCUUGUGUGUGUGUGUGGGUCUGUGUGGAUGGGGUGUAUUAUUUCUACUGUCUGUUUUUAGUCAUUGUUUUCUUUGCUGUGUGUGUGUGUUUUUUUCCUGAUGUUUGGUGCCAGAAGUCCGGCUCUAAUUGCUCUCACAAACCACCGUGAGGCUUGUAAUUACCUGGACAUGAGGAGGAGGAGGAGGGGAGGUCCAGGCGUGUAUGUUUGAGACGAUUGUGUCUUGGAUAAAAAAAAAUGCAUUCUUAGCA
This is a messenger RNA of Alosa sapidissima (American shad), 6244 nucleotides long. RefSeq names its product phosphatidylinositol-4-phosphate 3-kinase catalytic subunit type 2 gamma (gene pik3c2g). The record is from RefSeq and is a predicted model, not a curated record. Gene Ontology annotation, biological process: phosphatidylinositol-3-phosphate biosynthetic process; cell migration; phosphatidylinositol-mediated signaling. Lineage: Eukaryota; Metazoa; Chordata; Actinopteri; Clupeiformes; Clupeidae. Gene Ontology annotation, molecular function: 1-phosphatidylinositol-4-phosphate 3-kinase activity; 1-phosphatidylinositol-3-kinase activity; phosphatidylinositol binding. Bases 416 to 4585 code for a protein of 1389 amino acids. The transcript is spliced from 33 exons. Gene Ontology annotation, cellular component: phosphatidylinositol 3-kinase complex; cytoplasm; plasma membrane.